Molecule: messenger RNA, 1945 nt
Organism: Closterium sp. NIES-67
Lineage: Eukaryota; Viridiplantae; Streptophyta; Zygnematophyceae; Desmidiales; Closteriaceae
Source: the annotation of a GenBank genome assembly
AUCUUCCGUUGUUCAUUCGUUCACCUACCGAACCGACCUCCCCAAGGAAAACAGUCAGUCUCGCCACGAAACAAGCAAAGCUCUAGUAACUCUAGUUCCGCCAUCCCAGCUGCCACCUAUCGUAAAAUCGCUCAAGCCAGUCGACUGAAAGUAGUCGUCAGCGUGUGUAGGUUGACAAUAGUUCACCAUGGCUGCUCCUAACUUCCGAAGCGCCUCCCUUUCGGCUCCCCAGACCCGCGACGUCUCCCCUCCGCCCAACUUCCGCCUACGUUGCGCCGCUCCCUUGCGCCAGAGCUCGCUCGACAGCUUUCGCGCCAAGGUCAAGCCGCUCGUGAUUGCGCGUCCCGCCUCCGCUGACGAGGCGCCAGGCGAGCGCCACCCGCUGGAGAUCUGGGAGAUCAACUACGACGAGAUUUUCCCCAACUCGGCGCGCCUCGCGAAGCAGUUUGCGGAGAACUCGCUCACGCUGACCCCCCGGUCCAGCGCCGCAUCACCCGCCGUGACAACCGCCGUGACACCCGCCGUGACAACCGCCGCAACUGCAGCGCCCUGCGCAGCGGCCCAGCAGUCUACUCCCCGUGACCGCCUUCCGCAGCCUCUCUCCUCGCCUUUUCCCGACGCCGAUGAUUCUAGCCCGCUAUCCGAACUCGCAUCCCCCUCAUCUCCCCCCACCAUAACCAUCCCCGCGCGAGCCCUCCAUAAUAUCACGUCCCCCGUCUCGUUUCCCCAGCUGCGCUCGCGCAUGCUGGGCUGCAAGCUCGGCACGCCGUGCGUUGUGGCGCUCGCGCGCACGCCCGGCGAUCCCGGCGCGUGGGACGCGGACGACGAGGAGUACGAGUCGGUGGAGAGCAGUCGGCGGCGGUUUCGGCGCUCCGGCAGCACCAGCGGAAGCCACCAGUGGCCCGGCGGAAAGUUGACGGCAGGUAGCGUCGGCGGUGUAGGCGGGGACUACAAAGAGCGCGCGCGGGGCCCGUCUCCGUUGUCUGGGCGCGCCGGGGGGGUUAGCGGAGUAAGUGGAACAGGAACGGGGCGGGUACUCGUUAAGAGGAGCUCCGAUCCCAUUGUGAGGAGCCCGAGAGAGACGCCAAACCAAGUGGUUGACCGCGGGAUGGCGCAUCACGCGUCCCGGCUGCAGCAGGUUCGGAGCGCCGAACCUGAGGCUCGGCAUCGGCUGGCGCGGACAAGCAGCAGAGGCUCGGAGACAUCGGCGCGCAGUUCUUCCGCGGGCCGGCGGCGACGGUCGGCCGGACGAUUUGGCGAGUCCGCGAGCGUGGGUUCGCAGAAGGUUCGCAUGACGGUGCAGUUUUACUCAGAUCUUCUUGAUCCCUGCGCGAUUGGCGCGCUGGCUGCGCCUUCCGCUGCGCCUUCCGCUUCUGCUGCGAGCUCCGCGCGACGAGAUCAGAGGUCCCCCAUUCGGGCAACCCAGAGUGGAGGAGAAGGGGAAGAAAAUAUGCGCGCACGCGGAAACGGCGGAAAGAGCGCGGGGAGGAGUACCCGUGCAGCUGGCGGGAACGUGCAGAGCCCGCAUUGCGGGAGGGGAUCGCGCGGAGGGGGUGUGAGGGAGGGACUUGCUGCUGCGGCAACUGCGGCUGCUGCGGCGACGGGCCCCUGCCGCGUGCUCUCGCUGUGCUGAAGGCAGUACCGUGUCCGCGUUUGAGGCACGAAGGACACUAAGAUUGGCAGCUAUCACACCCAGCGGAUCUACAACAACAAUCAGUAGGCAUAGGUUUAUUCCUUCAUUCUUUUGAGUUACAGCCAUUCUGUAACUCGUAACGAACAUUUAUGUCCGUGGUGCCCUGUACAGAUGUAGGCAAUUCACUACUAGCAAACUUCUACAGCUCCGUGCUAUGUUGAGUGUUCAUUAGGUGCUUACUCUUAGGAUGUGAUUGUUAAAAUUAUAUAAGUUAUAUAUAAUUGAUAGGCUUGGUAGUUGAUACUGAACAGU